AUGUCUUCAAACCACCCACAGAUUCUUUUCACCUCACUGAACAGUCCCCUAGCCGAGCGCUCUGAAAUUCUCGAGGCAUGUACCUCCUUGUUGAGGGCUCUCCUCCCUUUCUUCUCUCCCUCACGAACCAGGUUACGGCUCGGGGCGACAGCAACUCGCUACGAUGAAGCCGGUGCCCAGCUCGAAGGCUUCACAAGACCGAUGUGGGGGCUAGCCGCUUUGCUCGCCGGAGGAGACAGCUUUCAGGGAACUGAACUCUGGCUGGAAGGCUUGAGGAAUGGGACGAACCCUGAUCAUCCAGAGUUUUGGGGUUGGUCAAAAGACAUGGACCAACGCAUGGUGGAAAUGUGCCCACUCGGUUUUGCGUUAUGCGUGGCCCCCGGAGAGUUUUGGGAUCCUCUGACCGACAAAGAACGAUCGAACGUCCAGCAGUGGCUUGAUAUUAACAGGAAGGAAAUGCCGAAUACCAAUUGGCUGUGGUUCCGUGUUUUUGCCAAUCUUGCAUUGAUGAAGAACGGCGCAACAUAUGAUGGCGAGCGCCUGGAGGCAGAUCUUGAUCAUCUGGACACAUUCUAUCGUGGAGAUGGUUGGUCAAAUGAUGGGCCCGAAGAUACACUCCAGAUGGACUAUUAUUCUGGAUCUUACGCCAUCCAAUACCUUCAGCUGCUAUAUGCGAAGAUCAAUGGAGACAAAGACAAGAAGCGCGCGGAAGAAUACAAGGCGCGGGCAAGACAGUAUGCGAGAGAUUUUAUACAUUACUUCGAUGAACAAGGUCGAGCCAUUACUUUUGGCCGGUCAUUAACGUAUCGCUUUGCUAUGGCCGGCUUCUGGGCAGCUGUGGCGUUCGGAGACCUCGAACUUGAACCUCCCCUAACCUGGGGAGUAGUCAAAGGGCUUCUACUUCGCAACCUCAGAUAUUGGUCUCAACAGCAAGACAUCCUUACCACGGCAGGGACUUUCAACAUCGGCUACACCUACCCCAACCAAUUCAUGUCAGAGAACUACAAUUCUCACGGGUCCACCUAUUGGUUUAUGUUGAGUUUUGCUUGCCUGGCUGUCCCAGCGACGCAUCCAUUCUGGACUAGCAAGGAGGAGCCAUUUCCUUCCUCUUCAAUACCGCAAAUUGUGCCCCUGGAACACCCCCGCCAUAUCAUGGUCAGACGCGGAGGACACACCUUUCUUCUCUCCUCGGGGCAAAUGUGUCACUAUCCGAUGCGGGCCUCGGAGUCAAAAUAUGGGAAGUUUGCCUAUUCCUCGGCUUUUGCGUAUUCAGUGCCAACUGGAGGCUAUUUUGUCGAAGCAAUUGGAGGAGACAAUAUGAUAGCUUUGUCUGACGACGCAGGAGAGACAUGGAAGGUCCGGAGAAAGACGGUAAACGCAAGAAUAUCCACGGAGGACAAGUCGCCAGUAUUGAUCUCUUCAUGGGAACCCUGGGAAGACGUUUCGCUAGAGACCUACUUGCUUCCUCCGACCGAGGAGGCACCAAAUUGGCACUUGCGCGUUCACCAUAUCAAGACUGGAAACAGGGUCCUCAAGACGAGCGAAGGUGCUUUUAGCCUGCAUGGAGUGUCGCAGAAGGAUGAGCGAGAACUAGCCUACAUGAGCGACCGGGACGUCGAGGGCAAGAGAGAGGCUUCAGGGGAAGCCUUGGCCCUCUCCAGAGGCGGUGUGGUGGGAAUCAUUGAGUUGCAUCGCCAUCAAAGCCGCAUCGGUCGGGUGCUCGACGAAGAUGCAAACAGCAAUUUGACGGAGAGCAGGUCUGUCUUGCCUAGCCUGGCCCUGGAGCUCCAGCCCAACGCGGACAUUUGGCUGGCCACGGGAGUGUUUGCCAUGCCGAAUACUGUACAGGGAUACCAGCAGAAGUGGCAAGCACAGUGGGACAGGAGACCUCAGAUCCCUGAGUGGCUCAGGCAACGAAUGAAUUAG
Messenger RNA from Exophiala spinifera, 1926 nucleotides. RefSeq lists its product as uncharacterized. The coding region runs from base 1 to 1926 and encodes 641 amino acids. Lineage: Eukaryota; Fungi; Ascomycota; Eurotiomycetes; Chaetothyriales; Herpotrichiellaceae. The record is from RefSeq and is a predicted model, not a curated record. The transcript has 2 exons.